This is a messenger RNA of Asterias rubens (European starfish), 1675 nucleotides long. RefSeq lists its product as uncharacterized. The transcript is spliced from 9 exons. Lineage: Eukaryota; Metazoa; Echinodermata; Asteroidea; Forcipulatida; Asteriidae. The record is from RefSeq and is a predicted model, not a curated record. The coding region runs from base 1 to 1500 and encodes 499 amino acids. Gene Ontology annotation, molecular function: calcium ion binding.
AUGGACGAAGCCUCGGGGAGGAGGGGUGCAGUUUAUAUACACGCAAGUGAUACACAGAACACAUUGGAGUCCGGUAACACAUCAGGGAACGAGCCAUCCAAUGCCCAGGGGUUUUCGCAUUAUUUAGACGGUGGAAUCAUAGAGGAGGAUACGGAGGAAGAAACGACAGCUGAUACCGCAAAUACGACACCAACCACUGCCUCGUCUUCUAAAAGACAUACACCGUCCGUUGAAAGGCAAACUAGAAGUGCCACACCUGUUAAACAAGAUGAAGAUAAGAUGGCCGGAAACAAACGAACGAGACGUGGCAGUAUUAAUCUACAGGUUCGCCGGCCAAACACGCUUCCCGAAUUUCCAAGCGCACCUCAACAGAGGCGGAUGAGUGUAAGACGGAACAGCACACUGCCUAUGCAUGGAGUAUCUACACCAGCUGCAACACGAAGGACCAGCGUGACUCCAAAGGUAAAGGAACCCGAGCCUGCCCUCACAGCAGAGCAAAAAGCAGCUUUCAAGGAAGCCUUUGACUUAUUUGACAGUAAUGGUGGAGGUAGCAUAGACGCAGAGGAGCUUGCUGAAGCACUAAACUCUGUGGAUAUUCACCUCUCAGUGGACGAGAUCAAGGAAGUCCUACAGGCCAUUGAUAAAGACGGUAGCGGCGAAAUCGACUUUGAGGAAUUCCUCAAUAUGAUGACCAACACAGAGAAGUUUCUUGAAAUGUUUGCAUCUAAACACGAAGGGGAGGGUCCACGGGAACUUGCAGGGCGAGGUCACAUCCUCUUUGAUGCACUCACGCAGUUCAUGAAAUCAUCAGCUCUGAAGCAAAUGGACGAAAUUGUCGGGUAUUACAAGAACAAGUACAGACGAGUUAACGCACCUCAUGUAGUGAUGCAUUAUGCAGCUGGAGCAAGGCUAAUUGGUUUAACGGAAAAGCAGUUAGCCAGACACCUUGAGCGACUUCAAGCUAGUAAUCAGGGGAAUGAUCUUAAAAGUCCCUACGCCCAGCCUCUUCACAUUUUCCUGACCGGUCCCCCUGUAAAGAAUGUCAAGAAAAAAGAGCCUCCAAUUGAACAGCGCCGCAGACGUACUGGAAAGAUUCGCCUGUUUGUACAUCUACCUCCAUCGAGUGAUAGUGACGAGACAGAAAAAUACACCAAGAGUCAACGUGAGGUUACCCAUAGUUGCAAGAAUACCGACAUCACCAGCAUAUUAAAACCAGCCUCCAAACCUCGACUUGGUUGGAUCAAACCCCGCAUUAAAAGCAUUGCUGCCCGCCUACCUCAGAGAAAAUCAGUCCUUACUAUGGAAGAUCUGGCAUCAAUCAGGAAGAGGAUAUCGGAUGCAAAGCAAGAAUACUACCACGACUUGGCCAAAAACAAGGUUGAAGAGAACCAGCGAUACUGGCGCUCACUACAGCCACAAUAUAUUCCGUCAGAAACGUUGAGAACCAACUUCCAGAAGGUGUUCUGCGCAUACAUUGCAGCGGGCCAACGAAAAAUGUGAUCAAACUUCAAUGGGUGUUUCGAGAACACGGUUAAAGCCCAGUAUAUAUCGUUAUAACCCGAUGACAGAAUCUUGAAGCCCGGUUCAUACAAUACUAAAGUACCAUUGAAAACGAAUUAUAUUAUUAUGGAAAUUCCUUUCGCUUUCUUUAUCUGCGUGACCUGCCGUCGAUUUC